This is a messenger RNA of Cyclospora cayetanensis, 6051 nucleotides long. RefSeq lists its product as uncharacterized. The record is from RefSeq and is a predicted model, not a curated record. Gene Ontology annotation, cellular component: nucleus. Gene Ontology annotation, biological process: regulation of DNA-templated transcription. Gene Ontology annotation, molecular function: DNA-binding transcription factor activity. Lineage: Eukaryota; Apicomplexa; Conoidasida; Eucoccidiorida; Eimeriidae.
AUGCUGCUCUGCGAACGCGAGGACCCCCCCAGAAACUCGAGCACUCACAGCAGUAGCAGCAGCAACAGCCGCCGCAGUGCGCUGGUGGACUGGCCAGAAACAGCCGCUGAAGAAGAGAUUGCUGCUGCUGCCGCCGCAGUGAUGCCGAGUCAUGCCGAGUUGUCAGGACUCAAUGUUGAUGGGGAAACUGCCUCCCGCAAGGGUUCUCCGGCGGAGAGCCCUCGAGAGUCGUCUGUAGCGACAGCAGCAUUCCCAGUUUUUGUCGAUUCUGACGCGAAACAAGGCUCAACAGACCAACAACGGGCUCAAUGCGACUGGUUUGUGCCUCCGGCAGACUCUUCGAGGCCUCUCCAAACAACCCCUGCAGCGGCGGGUGCUGCCGAUAAUGAGGCCGGUGCUGCAGACGAGCAGGCUGCAAUCGUCUUGUCUUCGGAAGCUCAGCCAAGCAGCUCUGCAGCAGCAGCUGAGCUGCACGUCCCUCCCCCGCCUCCUGGUGUCGCUGCCGUUGCCGCUGUGGCGAAUCCCUGUCUCCCCACAAGUCAAUUGUUGCGGCAAGAAGGAGGCGCGCCAGCAGCAGCGACUCGGCCUUGCUGCUCUUGGGCUGUCGCUGGCUUGCACGCUGCAGCUGCAGCAGCACUUGCUGCAGGGCUAGGAGCUGCGCCUUCCUGUGCUGUUGCUUUAGACGAGGUCGACUCGGGUGCCACUACGCAGUCCCCUGUCUCGCCGAGCAACAGCUGCUGCAGCAGCUGCUGCUGCAGCACUGCCCCUUCAACCUCUUCUGGGAGCACCAGCUGCAGCAAUACCAGAUACUCGCUGCAACGGCAAUGCGAAAGCAGCACCCUACCGGUUGCCGUGCUGCUCCUGCAACUGCAGUCGUACUUCAUCGAUUUGCUGCGUUAUCUGCGAGACUCAGCAGCCGCAGCAGCAGCGGAAGCAGUGCCACAAGAUGCCGCAGAAGCAGAGAAAGUUGCACGAGCGGCAGACACAAAUUACUCUCAUCACCUACAGGUCAUCUUAGGGAGCUCUUGCAAUGCGCUGCAACGGCAGAAGAAAAGCAGCUCCAAGCAACGUCAGCACCAACAGCAGCAUGUACUGCCUGCCCUUGACUCAAUAGAAGCAGGAGAGGGUUCAGGAUCCUUGCGAAUGCAGCUAGACGCCUCCGACGAUGCGGCUGCUAUAGCAACAGCACCAGGAGCAGGAGCAGCAGCAAGAGCAGCAGCAGCAAGAGCAGCAGCACAAGAGCAGCAGCAGCAACAAGAGCAGCAGCAACAAGAGCAGCAGCAACAAGAGCAGCAGCAACAAGAGCAGCAGCACACUGCUUGUGCUGAAGACACUCCACCAGCCAACGCUUCGAAAGAAGAUGCAUCUCGAGAAGAGCGACCAACACUAAGACCUGACACUGAAGUUUCAGCAUCGGUUGCGCCUUCAGUCUCUACUGUCCCCCCUUGCAACGCCAGCAGCAAUCGGGAGCAGGUGAGUGCCUGGCAGUAUGCUGCGGCGAAAUUCCGCUGUCCAGAGCUGGAUCAGCUGCCUCCUGCACUUUCGCCUUACAUUUGUAUCUUUUCCUCGCUGUUGCUGAGCGGUUCGGCCGAGGCUGCACAGGCGGCCGCGAUCGCCGUCGCGACAACGGAGAAGUUGACGCUGCUGCGGCACCAGCAGCAGGAGGAAAGCAAGGAGCAGGAAGCGCGGCUGCUGCUGGAGCUGCAGCAGGCUCACAACGAGUUUCUGGCGCUGGAGCAGCAGCAGCAGGAGGUGCAGCAGUUGAGAGAGCGGCUCGCGAAGUACGAGGCUCUUAGGGGCACGACGAGUUUUAGGGGGGGCCUGAGCGGCGGCGAUAGCAAGGAUCUUCAGGAGGCCAAGUCGAAGUGCAGCCACGUGUUCUCGCUGCUGACGCAGGAGGAUGGUCACGCAGACGCGCCAGAAGCGGCGGCAACAGCCGCAGAUCCUGCAGCGCCCCCUCGAGCCGCUUUCGAUCCCAGCGGGGGGGCGACGUCUCUGGAGCACCCGCAGCAGGAGGCGAAUACCGGCGCCGCCAGUGCACAGCCUCGGGGAGCCGCCUUGGCUGUGGAAGAGGAAGAAGGCGCCGAGUCAGCGGAGACAGCCGACCACGGAGCUCCCUCCGGUCAGAGUGGUCUUCUUCCGAGUCUUUUGCGGCAUGAGAGCUGGAGCCAAAGGGCCCCCCCCCAAGGAAAACAGCCGAGUGGAAUGCGCGGGGGAACUGCACACGGAAUUCUUGCUGCCCCAACAGACUUUUGUGUGGACCCCGCUGGUGCCCUCUUAGAGGACUCAGACGUGUCUCCCCGCUACUGCCAUAAGGGGGCCCUUGCAUGCGACAGUGCGAUGGCGGCAGCGUGUCUGGGAGCAGCAGCAGCUCCCCGUGCUGCCCCGGGGCCCCCCGCAUGCGCUUCGCAGGAGGGCCCCCUGCAUGCGGCCCCGGACGGUUCUGCUGAGUGGGGUUCGCAUUGGGGCUUGCGGCGGUGCAGUCGAAGGGCGCGCGCGUUGCAGCAGAGCAGGGCCCUUCGAGCAGCAGCGGCUGAAGAAGCGGCAGCGGCUGCUGCUGUUGCUGCCGCUGCCGCUGCUGCUGAAGACGAUGCAUUAGGGUCGGAGGGCAGCACAGAUUCGGCUGCUGCAUGCCGCAGCAGAGGGGCCCGCCAACAGCAGCAAAGGGCCAAGGGGUACUAUGCUGGGGGGGCCUCUUCAGCAGCAGCGGGGGCCGCUGCUGCCGCUGCUGCCGCUGCUGCUGCUGCUUACUGUGCGGCGAAGAAGCGGACGGAAGGGGGGGGAGGGGGAGGAUCGCAUGCAGCUCUCGGCGGACUGGCCUGUCUCGGCGCCAAGCAGCGGCGAGAGCACCAGCAGCACCAGCAGCAACCGCAGCAACAGCAGCAGCAGCUCCACGCGGCCGUCCACAACAACGCAGCGGCUCUCGUAGCUCCAGCGGCAGCAGCUGCUGCUGCUGCCAUCGGCGGCUCUGGCGCCUGCAGCAACGCCCCCGCAACUCUCCUGAGGUGCUCGCAGACGGAGAGGACAGGAAGAUCACGGCGUCUCCCUGGACCCCAUCGCUCGCGGGUGUCUUUCUUUCCAGAGGAGCAUGAGGGCCUCCCCAGGAAGUGCUCCGUGGGGGCGGCUUCAGCGGCGUCUGCCGUGGCUUCCCUCGCUGCAGGUGCAUCUUCUGUGGCGGAGACUCUGGUGACUGCGAAUGCUGACGCGAUGGGGGAGAGGACCCUUUCAUCGCAUCAUCUUGCACCGGGAGGAGGAGCGCCGUCUGUCAGCGACUCAGAUGGGGGGUUGGGCUCUGCGGAAAGCCUCCGUUUGUGCGCGGGAACUUCUGGUGGUCUCGAAGAGCUCCUGGCAUCCAGCAGACGCUUACAGCAGCAGCAGCAGUGCUCUGCUCUGGAAGAGGGAUGCCGUGGUGGCUCUGGCUAUGACGGCCCAGGCUGUCUAGAGGGGGGGGGAGGGGGCCCUCAGGGGCCCCCGUCGGGAGGGACGUCUCCAACGGGUCCAGGUGGCUGCAUGGCAACCGGGCAUGGGAGCUUCGUAGGGGCCCCUACGUCGAUGUCUACUUCAAGAGUGGUUACGUCUCUGCCUGGUCCUGGAGGGGGAGGCCCUUCCCGUCUGGAGUCUCUUCCGGAGGAGCUGAGCGAGGAGAUGAGGCCGAUGAAGGGGGUGUAUUUUGACAGGACGCAGAAGAGUUGGAUCGGAUCUUUCUACGAGGAGAGACGUCAGAUCAAGAAGCGCUUCAAAGUUGCGACUUACGGGUAUCACACGGCCAAGGCUCUGGCGAUUAAUGUGCGGCUAGGGUUCGAGCGGAAAGCCAGGAUGCGUGGCGAUGACAGCAAGGAGGCACACCCAGCAGCCCAUGCGGAGAGGCUCCUAGCGGGAGCCACCGAGGCUGCCUUGGCAGCUGGGGAAGCAGGAAUCGACUCGAACAAGGAAGCGCAGCUGCGCCUUCUUCUUCACAGUGCCGAGAGUGGAUCGACUGCGCACCUCCCACGCAGCGAGCUGCUGCAGCAGAUCCUCAGGAGACAGCCCAAGGCCUACGAGGACAAGAAGCAGCAGCAGCAGCGAAUAGCUACCGCCGCAGCCAGCACUGCAGCUUCAACCGUCCCUGCGAUCCCGCGGACCCAGUUUGAGCUCCAUAGAGGGGGGGGCAGCCUCGUAACUGCCGGGGGGCCCCUUGCGCAUCAGCAGAGAUGGACUGCUGAUGCAGGCACAGCUGUUGCUGCUUCUGCCGUCAAAGCCGAGAGCUCCACAGCCCUCAUGAGGCACGAGAAGCAAGGGCUGCUGCUGCGCCAGAAACACCGAAGCAGCAGCAGCAGCAGCGCGGUAGACGACGCAAAGAACGGAGAUGCAGGAACGACUGCCGGAGCGACUCCCUGUUCAGCUGUCACUGCGGCAGACUUCGCUGUAGCCGUAGCUGCACUCCGAUGUAGCCUGGGCCCUCAAGAAGACGUCCUGCUGGCGCGCAAGCCCGCUGCCGCUGCUGCGACGCAGAAGCAGCUCGACAGACGCGUUGCUGCCUCAGCAGGAGCAGCAGCAGCAGCAGCGGCGGAAUCCGAGUCUGCAGACACCUCGGAAGCUGCCGCAGAGGAAGACUUGGAUGAGGCUUUCAGGGCGGCUAUCCGGGAGUCCAGAGAUCCCACUUCGCUCUUUGCGCAGGCCCUCGACGUGUCCAACACUUCGCUUGCCUUCUUUCACUCGGCAGCUGCCGAAUUGCAGCACACCAAGCAGCCGCCGAACCCCCACCUGGACUCGCCCCCUGCGGGAGGCGUCAAGGCAGCAGCUGCCACGACCAUUGUCUCCAAGCAGAAGCAGCAGGCUCUCAGACGAUGGCGUGGAAGUAGCACCACGACGGGAUCUCCAUCGGCUGCAGCGGGUCGUGUCAGCCCCGUCAACUCGCCCUCCUCCACAGCUGCAACGCCAACACGCAACGCAGUGGCUGCGGCUGGUGCUGGCACGGUGAGGCAGUACGAGAGACGGGAUGAAGGGGAGCGGGCGGAGCCAAGUCCAGAGGAAGUCUCGGGAGGAUCCUGGGUGCAGAGCCGCGCUGGUGCUGUCGCAGCAAAAACAGAGACAGCAGCACCAGCAGCAGCAGCUGCUGCUGCUGCUGCAUCAGAAGAUCCAGAGGGUGGCGUGGUUCUGUGGCAGAAUCGAGGCUAUGAUGAGGGGGAGGAACCAGAAAGUCUUCUAGAAAAGGCGGCAAGGGGCCCCCCUCCCCCGAAAGCCCCCUGCGGCUCACGGAAGCCCCUUCCUCACGCUCCUCUUCGGUGGACAGAGGAAGGGGCCUCUCGAGAUGGCAACGGCUGCAAAAGAAUCCCUUUAACGCGAGCUUCAGGAGAGGAGGGGCCUUGCGGUAGAGAUCAACAACAGCAGAGGCUCGCCGACCUAGCAGCGGCAACCGCAGCUAUCCGCCAGGCCCAUGGAUUCGGCGACACGGCUCAACUUCAGCAGCAGCUCUUCGAGCAGCUGCAGCAGCUUCAGAGAGAACAACAAGAGCAGAUGCAGGCACACGCGUCUGAGGGCGAUGCACAGCUUAUGGGCAUCAGCGAAGAGACGGCCUUACCGACUGCAAUUGCAGCCGCAGUGGCAGAGGAACGGGAUGCGGCCCUUAGCGAACGCGGCAGCUCCGAGGACCCGCAACAGCGUGUAACUCGAGAAACUACCAACUUGAGACGGGAAACUCGUAAAGCGAAUGGGUCUAUGUUGGGCAAGUGGCUCUCAAAAGAGAAAUUUCAGCUUAAAAGCGUAUGCGAGAACAGGAGGGCAGCAGUCGUGAAGUCUGCUAACGUUGAACCAGGAGAUAUACUGGGAUGCGAAGAAUUCAUCCGCAUAGGACAAACAGUCUGCCCCAACCUAAGCUGUACUAGCAUCAAGAUCCCGCGUGGUUUCUCAGAUUUACCGCCGCUAUGCUGGGAAGCUUACAUCAGAAGGGACUCGCGAAGGCAGCACAUAGUAGAAGACCGCCAAGCCUCCCUUCAACCAGAUAAUCCUGGCCCUAAAGAGAAACUGAAAAUUGAUGCUGCGGCGUCUAACACGCCCUCGACCGCUGAGUAG